AUGCAGAUCUUGGGAAACACUUUGGAGGAAAUCGCCGAAGAGAAAUCCCACAUCAUCAAAAAGGGCGCCGCUGUUGUCUUGGGCCCUUCCGCAGCAGCUUUUCCGGUCUUUUGGCAGCGCGCUGCGGCGCUGCAGUGCGAAGUUUGGGAGGCCAAAGGAGACCCUCGAGGAGACACUUUUCAGGCCGAAAACGCCAACAUCGCGCAGGUGGUGGCGCAGCACGUCUUGAGACUCGAUUUGGCCCCCAACGAAUUGGCAGCAGCUCUUGCUGCUGUCCCCCCGCUGAGGGGACAGUGGCUGGACGAGCAGCAGCUGCGUGCUGCAGCACGACUCUGCAGCAGCAGCAGCAGCAGCAGCAGCAGCAGCAGCAGCAACAGCAGCAGCAGCAGCAGCAGCAGCAACGGGUACGAGCCAGCGGCGGCAAGCGCUGCUUCAGCUGCAGGCGCAGCAGACGGAGUUGCACCAGCAGCGCUCAAAACUCCUGCUGCUGCUGCUGCAGCAGCAGGAACACCAGCAGCAGCAGCAGCAGCAGCAGCAGCAGCAGCAGCAGUUCAACUGCCUGUUCCUCUGGGCGUUGUGGUAGAUGUGGGCCACAACGAAUCCGCCCUAGAUAGACUGUUCCAGGUAGCUGCUGCUGCUGCUGCUGUUGCUGCUGCUGCUGCUGUUGCUGCUGCUGCUGCUGUUGCUGCUGCUGCUGCUGUUGCUGCUGCUGCUGCUGUUGCUGCUGCUGCUGUUGCUGCUGCUGCGGUCUCCAGCAUGUCGGCUGUCGCCCAGAAUAGGGUUUUUUCUGAGUGUCUCCUUUAA
Eimeria necatrix is the source of this 804-nucleotide messenger RNA. RefSeq names its product Dihydrofolate/folylpolyglutamate synthase , related. The transcript is spliced from 3 exons. The coding region runs from base 1 to 804 and encodes 267 amino acids. The record is from RefSeq and is a predicted model, not a curated record. Gene Ontology annotation, biological process: biosynthetic process. NCBI's taxonomy places the organism in Eukaryota, Apicomplexa, Conoidasida, Eucoccidiorida, Eimeriidae. Gene Ontology annotation, molecular function: ATP binding.